CUCUUCUCUCCCAGACUCCCCUCAGCCAAGCAGGUGUCCCCUCCACAUCUCCCGCCGUGCGGAUCGUCAUGGAGGAAGCAGAGCUCCUGAAAGAGCGACUCCAGGCCAUCACGGAAAAGAGAAGAAUUCAAGAAGACAUUGCCCGAAAAAGGGCAGAAAUCGAUGAAGAAAAGUUAAAGCUGCAGUAUAUAAAGAAAAAAUCCCUGAGGGAGCAGUGGCUCCAGGAUGGUGUGAGCACAGUGAGCGCCCAGGAGAAGGAGGCCCAGAAGCAGAAGGCCCAGGACAGCCAGCGGCAGACCAGGUUCCUGCAGAGCAUCAUCCACAGGAUGGAACUGGAAAUCCAGGCCCUGGAGAGGCAGGAAAUGAUGAUCUCGACAAACGAAGGGUUUAUUCUGAAACGCCUAAAGGCCAUUGAGAAAUCACCUGAAGACAUAAUAAAGGAAGCACAGUAUGACACCAAGAAAGAGCAAGUCCAAUACAUUUAUUCAGCAAUUCCAGACGUUCCAAAGUCGUACAAUUUAGCUCCAAAAAAACAGCAAAGCCUUGAGCUAGAGACCAAUGGCCAACCAAAAAAAGCCCUGUAUGCCAUGGAGAUAAACGUGCAGAAGGACAUGAGAACCGGGGAGAGCCAGGUGCUGUCCACGGCAAAAAUCACAGACCACGAGUUCCAGCAGAGGGGUAUCAAGGUCUUCGAUGACGGGCGGAGGUCCGUCUACGCCCUGGGGGCGGAGGGGCGGGUCCUUCCCAACGGGGUGGAGGAGCUGACCCCGGCGGAGGUGGAGGAGCUCCUGAGGAAGGCGGCAGACAGGAAGCCCAGGGCGAGCGGCGAGCGGCACAACCCGGUACUCGAGACUCGGAUGAAGGCCGAGGGCCGGGUCACACAGGGGCCAUACGGACUCCAGGAGCCUCACCAGAGGGCCCCCCUCCCCAUGACCCCCCCGGAGCUCUCCUACCGGCAGUUCCAGGGGGAGACCCAGCCUUCCUUCCCCUCACAUGUCCCGCACCCCUUCAGCGGCAGGCAGGGGGAGCGGCCCAUCCCCGACGCCUCCAACAGGCGUUACUACUUCCUGAACGGCAGCAGCGACGAUCCCUCGGGGCCAGCCCCGCAGAACAGCGAGGAAGGCAGGCCCGCAUCCACCGACCCCAGGCAGCGAUGCAGGAAGUCACCAGCGGCCCGCCCCAAGAGCGCCAAGCCCACUGUCCUCAAUGCACUGCCAGCCAACCCAGACCCGGGAGAGCCCGUAACCAUGAUCUUCAUGGGCUACCAGCGGGCUGACAACGAUGUGGGCGAGGACCGGCAGGGCUAUGAGGGCGCCGUCCGGGCCGAGCUGGUGGUCAUUGGCGACGAGGAGGAGAACGCCCGCCACAUCAAACAUCACCGCAGCCGCGCCCCCUUCCCCCACAGCAACCCCAGAACAGAUGAACUGGGUGCUCAGACUAUAGAAAUGCGUUUACGUUCUGAAAACGCAUUGUGAAUGGGGCGAAACAGCGCAAUCUGCCAACGGUACGGUUAUGGUUCCCGGCAUAUGGACUCUGUGAAGAGAAAUUUAAAAAAUUGUGCCCGUUGGAAUGGACAUUCCUGUCAUUUUUACUCAGCUCAACUACGGAGUCACAGCUAUUGAGGGAAAUAAGACUGUUUCAAAGUCCAGGACAGCCUCAAUCCGCGCCUCUAACCGAAGAGAUAUUUCCUGCAAAAGGACUUAAAACUGACAAUAUGUGUCGGAUCCAAACCAUUAAUUAAGAGCUCGAUAAAACAUGAUUAAUUUAGCCCAGCUGGAACUGAGACCAGUUUGCACAACUGGUCACUAGGACAUGAUUUCACAAAAGUUGCUGCAAAAUAAAUGCGCGUUCUAUUGUGUUCUAUUGAUGACCAGACUAUCAUAC
Molecule: messenger RNA, 1884 nt
Organism: Megalops cyprinoides (Indo-Pacific tarpon)
Lineage: Eukaryota; Metazoa; Chordata; Actinopteri; Elopiformes; Megalopidae
Gene: palmda
Product: palmdelphin a
Exons: 9
Coding region: 69-1475 (468 amino acids)
Biological process (GO): regulation of cell shape
Cellular component (GO): cytoplasm; membrane
Source: RefSeq, a predicted model, not a curated record